Hibiscus syriacus is the source of this 1529-nucleotide messenger RNA. RefSeq names its product UTP--glucose-1-phosphate uridylyltransferase-like. The record is from RefSeq and is a predicted model, not a curated record. Lineage: Eukaryota; Viridiplantae; Streptophyta; Magnoliopsida; Malvales; Malvaceae. The transcript has 19 exons. Bases 120 to 1364 code for a protein of 414 amino acids. Gene Ontology annotation, molecular function: UTP:glucose-1-phosphate uridylyltransferase activity. Gene Ontology annotation, cellular component: cytoplasm. Gene Ontology annotation, biological process: glycogen metabolic process; UDP-alpha-D-glucose metabolic process.
GAUAGUUGCCUUGGUUGAUUCCAGUAUGCCUUGGGAGUAUUAUAAGAAGGUUACUUAUCCGAUACCGGCUAAUGAUUCUGUCCAGUUCGUUUAUUUAGUGUGUAAUAGAUCAGUGUCUUAUGUUGGAGAAGAAGAAAGAUAGGGAAAAGGGGAUUGGGACGAAGGCUACCAGCGAGGACAAAGUAGAGAGCGCUGGUGAGAGCGAGGGCACUGCAAGUGAUGAAGUGCUUGUUGUUCCUUAUGAUAACUUAGCUCCUCUUUCUGACGAUAACCUUUUGGAUAAGCUUGUUGUGGUGAAGUUUGAUGAAGCUUCUGGAAAGAAUAUGGGUUUCAAUGGUCCCAAGUCUUUGAUGGAAGUUAAAAAUGGGUCAACACAUCUUGACUUAAUUGUUAACCAAAUUCAGUCACUGAAUUCCAAGUAUGGAUGCAACAUCCCUCUGUUUUUGAUGAACUCAAAGAGAACGCACAAUGAUAUCUUAAAGGUUUUGGAGAAGUAUUCCAGCUCAGACAUCGAUAUACAUCCUUUUGAACUGGGCGAACAAACUAAAGAUGAAUCAAUUUUCAGCGAGGGUGGUGAGGAUGAAUGGCAAUCUUCUAAUCAUGGCGCUCAAUUCCUUUCCCUCGUGAAUGGUGGAACUCUUGAUGUAUUACUUUCCCAGGGUAAGGAGUAUGCCUUUGUGGUUAACCCAGACAACGUGGGCAGUGUUGUGGACCCCAAUAUCUUGAACCAUUUGGCCCAAAACAGUAUUGAAUAUUGUUCAGAGGUGAUGCCUACCAACUCAACUGGUUUAAUCAAUGUUAUGGCUAGUUCACUCCAUGGAAAGUUCAAGCUUGAAGAUUUUACUUCAGAUAAUACUCAAAAGUUUGUAAAAGGGUUCAAAUUCAUUGAUACAAGAAACCUGUGGCUAAAUUUGAAAGCCAUUAAAAGACUUGUAGGUACGAGUGUACUGGGUUUGGAUAGCCUUUCUAAUUCAAAGUUAUUUCAAAAAUCAGUUGGCGUUUCCAUUCCACAGUCUCAUUUCCUUCCAUUGAAUUCUACAUCAGACUUACUUCUUCUCCAGUCAGACCUUUACACAUUUAAGGAAGGCAUUUUAGUUCGAAAUGAUAAGAGAGUCAGUCCUAGUGACCCUCACAUUACUUUAGGACCUAAAUUCAAAAAGAUAAGCGAUUUCAAAACUCGCUUUAAAACCAUUCCUAGCAUUGUCAAGCUGGAUAGCUUGGAGGUGGAGGGUGAUGUUUGGUUUGGAGCUGAUGUAAUUCUUAAGGGGAAAGUUAUAAUUGAUGUGGACCCUGGGCAACCUUUGCGAAUUCCCGAUGGAGCUGUGCUCGAGGAUAAGGAGAUUGACAGUCCUUCGGACAUUUGAGGAGAGAAAUAGUUUCUCUACCACUACGGUGGAUGAACAAAUAAAGGCAUUGUAAUAUCAUGUUAUUCAGAUUUUGUGUUAUUGAAAGAGGAAAUAAUAGUUAGAGCUUUGAGCCGACUGAAUCCACAUAUCACAACCACCUUAAUGGAGGAUGAUGCUCUAUGA